GAUGUUCGUCGACAUAACCUUGUAAAUGGCGGACGCCAGGUGCUUACAAAUUGUUUUUUUUCAGCUGAAAAGUAGAGACAAUCAAUCAAAAUGUUCUACCACAUAUCUCUGGAACAUGAAAUUCUCCUGCAUCCCAGGUACUUCGGGCCCCAAUUGUUGGACACUGUGAAACAGAAAUUGUAUACAGAAGUCGAGGGCACCUGCACUGGAAAGUAUGGAUUUGUAGUGGCUGUGACGACAAUUGACAAUAUUGGAGCCGGAAUUAUUCAGCCUGGCCAGGGGUUCGUCGUUUAUCCCGUUAAAUACAAGGCCAUCGUCUUCAGGCCGUUCAAGGGAGAAGUUCUGGAUGCCAUCGUCACGCAAGUUAACAAAGUUGGAAUGUUCGCGGAAAUCGGACCCCUUUCCUGUUUUAUCUCCCACCACUCAAUCCCAGCAGACAUGCAGUUUUGCCCGAACGUCAGUCCCCCUUGCUAUAAAUCCAAAGAAGAAGACGUCGUGAUCCAGGCAGAUGACGAGAUCAGAUUGAAAAUCGUGGGAACACGUGUCGACGCUACAGGAAUCUUUGCUAUUGGAACGUUAAUGGACGACUACUUGGGAUUGAACUGCGAAUAAUUGAAUUUCUGGACUUAAAAAUGCAAUUCAUUUUAUUAAUAAAACCAACAAACACGUGAA
Molecule: messenger RNA, 672 nt
Organism: Fopius arisanus
Lineage: Eukaryota; Metazoa; Arthropoda; Insecta; Hymenoptera; Braconidae
Gene: Rpb7
Product: DNA-directed RNA polymerase II subunit Rpb7
Exons: 6
Coding region: 91-612 (173 amino acids)
Biological process (GO): positive regulation of nuclear-transcribed mRNA poly(A) tail shortening; DNA-templated transcription; transcription initiation at RNA polymerase II promoter
Cellular component (GO): RNA polymerase II, core complex; P-body
Molecular function (GO): single-stranded DNA binding; single-stranded RNA binding; translation initiation factor binding
Source: RefSeq, a predicted model, not a curated record